This is a messenger RNA of Sphaerodactylus townsendi, 3807 nucleotides long. It is a transcript of the gene PRKCH, whose product is annotated as protein kinase C eta. Bases 719 to 2767 code for a protein of 682 amino acids. Gene Ontology annotation, molecular function: diacylglycerol-dependent serine/threonine kinase activity; ATP binding. The record is from RefSeq and is a predicted model, not a curated record. NCBI's taxonomy places the organism in Eukaryota, Metazoa, Chordata, Lepidosauria, Squamata, Sphaerodactylidae. Gene Ontology annotation, biological process: protein phosphorylation. The transcript is spliced from 14 exons.
CUUCUCUCCUCCUGGGCUUGUCAGGUUCCCUCAGGUGUUUUCCUUGCCUCAUGAGCGCUUGGUGGCUUUUUCUCACCGGGAGGGAAGCCCAGAAAGAAGAACCAGAGAUAAGGGAGGACGGGAAUAAAGGGAGAAAUAAGGAAGGCCGGCUGACGGCACUGCUGUGAACUGAUGGUGUGUUGUCGCGCGUCUCUCUUGGUGGCUUGUGCGCCUGGGGUGUGUGGGGUUUCUCAGGCGGUCCCCUCACUGCGGCAGCUCCUUCCUGGACCGGAGUGCGAUGAGAGGGGAGGAAAUUCAAGCUGUGUGUGAACGCAGGCCUGCAAAGGGUGCCUUUCUGUGUGGGUAGCGCGCAGCCAGGAGCUCGGAGAGUGCCUGGCGUUGGCUGGGGCUUGCUUGCUCUCCCUCUCUCUCCCUCUCUUCCCCCUCCUUCUGCAUUUCCAUGCCCCUAGCAGUUCCCAAGGAGGCGAAGUAAGCAGAAACCCGGUCUGUGUGUGAAGUGAUUCAGCAGCUCCGUCCCUCGGCUGCUGAGGAGAGAUGGAGGAAACCGGAUUGAAUCUGGAUUGGCGUGAGAGACGAUGGCUGGGCUAGGGGGAUUCUCAGCCGGUCCUGACUCCUGACAGCUGAGCCACUGCAGAGAGUUAUCCCUUGGAGAGCGAUAAGUUUUCUCUCCCUCCCUCCUCACAAACAAGAAUCUAUCUUUUUGGACCACGUCGUCGCUAUGUCCGGAGGCAUGAAGUUCAAUGGGUACAUGAAGGUGCGGAUCGGCGAGGCCGUGGGGCUGCAGCCCACCCGUUGGUCCCUGCGGCACUCGCUCUUCAAGAAGGGCCACCAGUUCCUGGACCCCUACAUCGCGGUGAGCGUGGACCAGGUGCGCGUGGGGCAGACCAGCACCAAGCAGAAGACCAACAAGCCCACGUACAACGAGGAGUUCUGCACCACGGUCAGCGACGCGCGCAAGCUGGAGCUGGCCGUCUUUCACGGCACCCCCAUUGGGUACGACGACUUCGUGGCCAACUGCACCGUGCAUUUCCAGGACCUGCUGCAUGGGACGGGGUCCUCAGACAGCUUUGAAGGCUGGGUCGACCUGGAGCCGGAAGGAAAAGUGUUUUUAGCCAUCACCCUCUCAGGCAGUUUCACUGAAGGAACUCUCCAGCGGGAGAGGCUUUUUAAAAACUUCACUCGGAAGCGCCAGCGGGCCAUGCGCAGGAGAGUCCACCAAGUCAACGGGCACAAGUUUAUGGCCACAUAUUUACGGCAGCCCACGUACUGUUCGCACUGUCGAGAAUUCAUCUGGGGCGUAUUUGGGAAGCAAGGAUACCAGUGCCAAGUUUGUACGUGCGUUGUACAUAAGCGUUGCCACCAUCUGAUUGUUACAGCAUGCACAUGCCAAAAAAAUAGCAAGAAGGCAGACAUUAAGAUUUCCGAGCAGAGGUUUGGAAUCAACAUCCCGCACAAGUUCCGAAUCCACAAUUAUAAAGUGCCGACUUUCUGUGACCAUUGUGGCUCCUUGCUUUGGGGUAUCAUGCGGCAGGGUCUACAGUGUAAAAUGUGUAAAAUUAAUGUGCAUAUACGAUGUGAAGCCAAUGUAGCACCCAACUGUGGGGUGAACGCGGCGGAACUUGCCAAGACGCUGGCAUGCAUGGGUCUGCAGCCGGCGAAUAUUUCCCCCAAUGGGAAACUUGUCUCCAGGUCGACCCUGAGGCGUCAGAAGAAAGAGAGCUCAACGGACGAGAAUGGUGUAGCUGAAGUUUCGGCCAGCAGGCUGAAGAUCGAGGACUUGAUCUUCAUCCGAGUCCUGGGAAAGGGCAGUUUUGGAAAGGUGAUGCUGGCUAAAACGAAAGAGACCGGCUACCUCUACGCUAUCAAAGUGCUGAAGAAAGACGUGAUCCUCCAAGACGACGACGUGGAAUGUACCAUGACUGAGAAGCGGAUCCUGGCCCUGGCGAGGAACCAUCCCUUCCUGACCCAGCUCUUCUGCUGCUUUCAGACACCCGACCGCCUCUUUUUCGUCAUGGAGUUUGUGAACGGAGGGGACCUGAUGUUCCACAUUCAGAAAUCUCGUCGCUUCGAUGAAGCCCGAGCCCGGUUCUACGCUGCAGAAAUCAUCUCCGCUCUCAUGUUCCUCCACGAGAAAGGCAUCAUUUACAGGGACCUGAAGCUAGAUAACGUAUUGCUGGACCACGAAGGCCACUGCAAGCUUGCGGACUUUGGGAUGUGCAAAGAAGGCAUCCAGGACGGAGUCACCACCGCGACGUUCUGUGGAACUCCAGACUACAUUGCCCCAGAGAUUUUGCAAGAGAUGCUCUAUGGCCCCGACGUCGACUGGUGGGCCAUGGGAGUGCUGUUGUACGAAAUGCUUUGCGGCCACGCCCCCUUCGAAGCCGAAAAUGAAGAUGAUCUCUUUGAAGCGAUCCUCAACGAUGAGAUCGCUUACCCAUCUUGGCUCCAGGAAGAUGCCGUGGCCAUCCUGAAAGCAUUCAUGACGAAGAAUCCCAAAAUGCGUCUGGGCAGCAGUGCUUUGGGAGGGGAGAGAGCGAUCCUCUUGCACCCGUACUUUAAGGAACUGGAUUGGGACCUUUUGAACCUGCGCCAGAUUGAGCCACCGUUCCGGCCUCGGAUCAAAUCGAAGGAAGAUGUGAGCAAUUUCGACCCUGAAUUUUUAAAAGAAGAACCUCUUCUGACCCCUAUUGAAGAAGGAAUGCUUUCAAUGAUCAACCAAGAAGAAUUUAGAAACUUUUCUUAUACAGAUCCAGAAUUGCAGCCAUAGCUAUGCCUGUGAGAUCAGGACUUAUUGGCCAGUCUCUGUGAGGGGAAGAACCGCAGUUGAACAUUGCCUGGAAAACUGUUGUGCUAGACUACCCGGCAGAUGUUUUGCCUCAAGGACAAGAAGAGUACAAUUAACUUCAUGUGGAAAUGGCUUCAUUUGGCUGUAGGGGACGUCUUGGACUUCUUGAAGGGCUGAAUCUAAAUAUUUAUAGUAAGGCAAUGAAUAUUCUUCUAUGAAUGCGGCAAGAGGAAUUAAUUGGUGCUUUGUGGUUCAGGGCAGCCAGAUUUUGCAGUGAGUCUGGGGAACAGCUGCAAGGAGAAAACCAAACUCCGAGAUCAGUAGAUCUUGUUACAAGCUGGUCUUCUCCACGGCCUCUCUAGAAGGCAUCGCUCGGAAUCAGAAUUUCGAAACUUUGACUCAGUUGAACGAUAUCAGGGAAACAUUACGAAUGAUCUGUACUUUGCUUAGAACAUAUAGUUCCCCUUUUUGUAAGGGCACAUGAGAUUCUUUGAACAUCUGGAGCUUCUGUAAGUAUUUUGUUGUGCAAACUGAACAGUGUCAAAAAAAGAGGAAAAGGUCAGACUAAGGAACUCUUUCCCUUCAGUGGUCCAAUCCGGACUAGUUGCAUGCAGCUACGAGCCCCAGGUGGAGUGGCAUCCGGCACAAGAAAGGGAAACCAAACGAGCCUCGCACCGUACACCCUCCGCAGGGUGUGCGCAUCGAUCUCAGGUGGACGGAUCGGGGUGGAACUCUUUUGGAACACUGCAAAGCCCCCUUCUACCUUUCUGAGUUAGUAUUUUCUAGUCAAGAGGAAGUCUUUUUCCUGCACUCUGUGAAAGACCAGGCUCCUGCCAGGCUUGUUUUAGCGGUGCUCCAUCUUUCACAUUCCCGUUUCUAACCGGAAGCGUCCAAAAUGACAACAAAACUGCCUCCGCCUUUUACCUCAGUUGGAUUUGCCUUCGGUUUGCUUUCCAAAACUGGUGUUUUAUUGUGAAUUUGACAGCUUGUUUUAAAAAUGAAUAAACGAAUAAUCGAAUAAA